Molecule: messenger RNA, 2213 nt
Organism: Struthio camelus australis
Lineage: Eukaryota; Metazoa; Chordata; Aves; Struthioniformes; Struthionidae
Gene: AZIN2
Product: antizyme inhibitor 2
Cellular component (GO): cytoplasm
Molecular function (GO): catalytic activity
Source: RefSeq, a predicted model, not a curated record
GCACAGAGCAGCGUCUCCCCAGUGACACGAGGGAGGGUGUUGCAAAUGAACAAGGAGAGGAAAAGACAAAUCCCCUGCCCAGCCUCUGGUACGUGGGGGAUGGAGUCGUGCAGCCAUUUGCAAAUGCACAAAUGCAGGCAAGGCUGGAAGGUGAAACAAGACUGACUGACCAGACAGGUCGUCUGCACAUAUGGCAGGGCUGGAUCUGCUGCUGGGGACCCACCCAACUGGCAGCAGUGCAACAAGGGGAGACUCAGUCCUUGAUGACUUACCCAACUACCUCUCCCAGCUGGUGUCAGCCAAACACACGCUUCUCAGCCUUUAAGCUGCACAAAGCCUCGUUUCCCUGGAAGCGGCAUUUCAGAAGGUUUUUUUGGCCCAGCUCCCUCUUGAGGGUCUCAGCGCACGCCAUGUAUGCACAGCCACGAGCACCCUCGCGCCAGGGCUGGGCUACGUGCAGGAUCGCAGCGCUCCGCACUGGCGGGCUGGUGAGAAGCUGCCCAUGCUGCGGGGACUCGAGAUCUUGGACCCCCAGCAACAGCCAAGCCUCGGGGUGCUGCGGGAGCUCGGCGUUCCUCGGAGGGCCCCCCUGGCAUAACACCUAGUCACCCGCAAGGGAGGCUUUGGACCUUGUGUGUUGCAUUCUUAGAGAGUAUACCCUGCUCGAGGAGGCUUUUUAAACUAGUGUUAUCACACCUUGGCCAUGAAUGGAUACUUGGGUGAAUCUGACUUCACGAUGGUGGAGGAGGGCUUCACCGCCAGAGACCUCCUGGAGAACCUCCUCGUAGAGCUGUGCCAGACGAGCGACCAGGGAACCUACUUUAUGGCGGACCUCGGCGACAUUGUGAAGAAACAUCUGCGCUUCCUGAAGGCCUUGCCCCGCGUGACAACUUACUUCCCUGUUAAGUGCAACAGCAGUGGAGGAGUGGUACGGCUGCUGGCCGAGCUGGGGGCAGGCUUUGCCUGUGCCAGUAAGGCAGAGAUUGCCCAGGUUCGAAGCAUUGGGGUUCCAGCUGACAAGAUCUUCUACUGCAACCCGUGCAAGCAGGUUGCCCACAUCAAAUAUGCAGCCAGCCAUGGCGUGCAGCUGAUGACCUUCGACAACGAGGUGGAGCUGAGUAAGGUGGCCAGGAGCCACCCUCAUGCCAGGAUGUUGUUGGGUAUCGCUGCUGACUUCAGCCCCUCUGCCUGUCCGAGUGUGAAGUUUGGGGCUACCCUCACGUACUGCCGGCACCUGCUAGAGAAGGCAAAGGAGCAGGCUGUGGAAGUAGUUGGCAUCAGCUUUCACCUUGGGAGUCACUGUCUGGACCCCCAGGCCUUCUCUCAGUCUGUAGCCGAAGCCCAGCUGGCAUUUGAGAUGGGCACGGAGCUGGGCUACCAGAUGCACAUCCUGGACAUCGGUGGGGGAUUCCCUGGUCCUGAGGACACGAGAGCCCGUUUUGAAGAGAUUGCUGCCGCGAUAAACUCUGCCUUGGAUUUGUAUUUCCCAGAAGGCUGCGGGGUGGAGGUUGUGGCGAGACCAGGGCGAUAUUACGUCACCUCGGCCUUCACCUUUGCAGCCAGCGUCACUGCCAAGGAAGAGGUUCCUCCGGGCCAGCCUGGGUCAGAGGAGGAAGAGUCUGGCAGCAAGAAGAGCAUCGUGUAUCACCUGAGCGAUGGCAUCUAUGGCUCCUUUAACUGCGUCCUGUUUGACAGCCCCUGUCCCAGGCCUCAUCUGCACAAGAAGCCCUGCCCAGAUCACCCCUCGUACAGCAGCAGCCUCCGGGGUCCCCCAGGGCAUGCGGAGGACCGGAUUGCUGAUGGCUUGGAGCUACCCGAGCUGCAGGUCGGGGACUGGCUGAUUUUUGAGGACAUGGGUGCCUACACCAUCACAACUUCAUCCCUGCUUGGUGGGUGUCCCCAGCCACAGAUCACCUACGCCAUGUCCCGCGUGGCCUGGGAAGCCGUCCAGCUCUUUCAGGGGAAGCCGCCACAAGCAGAGGAGGAUCGUGAGAGCCUCUGCACUCCCCUGUCCUGUGGCUGGGAGAUUGCGGAGACGCUGUGUGUCCCCCCUGUCUUCACUCCCACUGGUAUCAUCUGAACAGCAACAGGAACAAGGGGGAAAGGUCCUGCACCGCCAGCGCUCCGGCAGCACCUCCUGCGCUGCCUGCCGCUCUUACGUGGAACCCACAGGGUAGAUUUUUAAGUAUGCAACAUAAAUCCUGUUCCUCCUG